Molecule: messenger RNA, 5525 nt
Organism: Rhipicephalus microplus (southern cattle tick)
Lineage: Eukaryota; Metazoa; Arthropoda; Arachnida; Ixodida; Ixodidae
Gene: woc
Product: zinc finger protein without children
Source: RefSeq, a predicted model, not a curated record
UGUGGCGGUUCUGUGGCGAUACCAGGCGGUACUUUGUGUUUGUGCGUGCACGUUGGUGCGCGAGUGACAAGCUUUUUUAUUUUCUUUUUCUAAAAUUCAAAUACGAGUGGCGUGCGCGAGAUUGUGCUACUUGUGGCCUGUUUCGCGCGAACGGGCUACUUGUAUCGUGUCGGUGACCACUGACCAGUACAAAGAUGUGAAGAACUAACCGGUGCCGGGAUUACGAACUUUGUGUGCAGGGAAAAGGCCUAGCUACUCGCGUCUGCGUUUGGUUGCUAGAGAUUUCAAACAAAUGAACUGUGCGCUGUGACAGAACAGCUACUUGUGCAGCAUCGGUGAGUUCCGCACGGGAGCUUCAGUUUCCGAGGCAGCGAUCGGUGACAGCAUUUUUAUGACAACAUGGAUGUAGAAAUGUGUGAAUCGUCAACUGCCAAUGGUGAAUUAAUCGGUGAAUGUUCCAAGGAUGGGACAAUCAAGCAGCCGGAGGACAACGAAGAAACUAAAGCAGAUGACUCGGGCUCCUUGGAUGAGACGACGUUGAAAAACAGCAGCAUGACAAAUGGCCGUCUUGAUGCAGGUGCAACUGAGGAAGACGAUGCUGUGAAGUCUGUAAAUGGCACAAGUGAGAGCGGCACCGUAGAUGAAGGGAGGAUGGUAGAAAAGCCUUCCUCCGAAGGCGAUGUUAGUAUGAUGGAGAGCAGCUCUAAGGGUAACAGUGAUGCGUUGGAGUGUGGAGACAGCCAGCAGGAUUCGAUUAUAGACGAGGAAAGAACCGAGCCUUCAGAGCUUAGUGAAGACUUCCAGCUUCCCGACUGCAGAGGGUCAGACUCAAUGAAGAGUAAGGAAACAAACUCAGAAGACUCAACAUCGUCAUCUACUCCACGUAGGACUUUGAAAAAGAAGUCCAAGAAAAUUUCCAAGUUAUCUAUUAUGCAUGCCAUAGCUGAAAGACUGUCAGGGCAGGCAAAAGGAGAUGUGAAAGGUGCUACCAAAACGGAACCCAAAGGUGAUGGGGAAUCAAAUGCAAGUGACAUUACAUCUGAGGCAAUGGAUGAGAGAUUACAGCAAGACUCUAAAGAUUCUUCUGAAGCUGAUCAAAAGCCAGCAAGCCCUGCCAGAGAAAGUGGCUCUUCAAAAAAAUCUGGCAACACCUGUGCAGUUUGUUCGGUUGUAAAAGGCCUUCGCUACCAAGUGCUCUACCAGGGCAAGACACAGUUUCUUUGCUCGGAUGUUUGCUUCAAGGCUUUUCGAAGCAAACAGAAGCUGGCCCCAAAAAAGCCUGCAGAGCGGGACCGCUGCGCUGUAUGCCAGAAGGAACAUGCUGACGGAGUGGGCUAUUACUCCUCUUUUGGGCCAUGCAUACCACUGUGUUCUCCCAAUUGCCUGGACAAGCACCAAAAGUUGCUGCGUCCCAAGAGGAUAUGCGUCCAGUGCCACCAGUGUGUGGAGGCUACCGAGCAGAAGCCAACGUUCCUUGUCUGGGAAACCAUGGAGUUUUGUGCCGAGGAGUGCCUGCGCAAGUACCAGAGCGCCAACGGCUCCCACUGCUCCCACUGCCACUCCAGUGUCAACCAGCUGUCGCUGGGGAAGUACUGCGUGCGCUUCGGUGCCGACAUCCGGCAAUUUUGCUCGGGCAAGUGUCUUGAGGAAUUCAAGAGGGGCCUCAAGGUGUGCUGCCUGUGCCAGAAGGACCUGACUAAACAGGUGGAAGGCUUUCUGGCACCAGUGGGAGACAAAGGUCACUUCAAGGACUUCUGCAGUCAGGAAUGCCUUGAACGGUAUGAGCGCAUGAACGCAUUCAAUGCGGGCAACCUAGUGGCCCACAAGUGCUCUGCCUGCAACGCCGAGUCGACCACCAAGUACCAGGUUGACUUCAAUGACGCAUCUCAUCGCCUGUGCAGCGACACGUGUGUGUCGAAAUUUCGUUAUGCAAAAAAAAUAAAGAUGGUCGUUUGUGAAAACUGCCACAAGUUGUACGACAAUGCAGCCGACAAAUGCAGUUCUCUCUACUAUGACAACGUCUGCCUGCAGUUCUGCACCAAGGCCUGUGUGAACCUGUUUGUGCUGUCUCACCGGAAAAUAGUGCCCUGUGCCUGGUGCAAGGUGAAGAAAUAUAACUUUGACAUGAUCGAGCGCGUGGAAUCAGCAGCGACCAGUCACCUUUUCUGCUCACUGAACUGUGUGAAUCUGUUUCGUGUGAACCAGAAUGCAUCAUCAGCACGGAUCAUUCGCUGUGACUUUUGCUUCAAGAGUAUGCCUGCUCAGUACCACCUCACCAUGAGUGAUGCUUCCAUACGCAACUUUUGCUCCUAUAAGUGUGUAAUCACAUUCCAGAACCAGUUCAAAAACUUGCCUCUACUCACCACUUCAUCUCCCACUGUUCCGCCUACAGCUGCCAAAGGCCAGGUCGCUGCGGAGGCGAGUGGCACGCCUGUGAUCACCAACAUACGCUCACUGGCCCCAACAACGGUUGUGCCCACAUCCAUGCAGUCGGCAUCUGAAAUGAGCACUUCGUCGCCCAAUGUGGUGCGAACACCGCCCACCCUCACGGCCAUGCCAAAGGUGUUGAAUGCUACAGUGCUUACCCCAUCAAACAGCACCAUGGAUGCUGCGCCCAAAGUCGUCACACGAGCACCAAGCAUUGCUGUUUCAAGCACAGCAACUGCCGUGAGUUUGCCAGUUGGCACGACAUCCAACACCCUUGCCUUGGCCGCUCCCUCAGCCAAGGAUGCUACCACUGUGGCAGCCGGCAAGUCUGAAAGGGAGGUGAUAAUCCAGCUGCCCUUUCCCAAACUGCUUCGGAAUAAAGCGGUGUUGUGUCGACCUCAGAUGGUCACCAAGGCUGCAUUCUGCCGACCUGUGCCCUGCCACAAGGAAACACAGUCGGACAUGCAAACAGGCUCGGAGGGCGGUCCAGUACGGCUCAUACCAGUUCCUGUGCCAAUCUAUGUUCCAACACCCAUGCACAUGUUCUCCCAUGCUGUACCGACUCCACUGCCCAUUCCCAUUCCAGUGCCUGUGCCUAUUUUCCUGCCUACAACAAAGGACACCUCAGAACAGAUCAUGGAAACUCUAAAGGAGCUUAGGGAGAACAUGAAGAAUGACAAGUUUGACGAAGUCCUGCUUGCUAUUGCGCAGUCCAUGGCAGAAUCGUCAAGGAAAGCACCUCCUGAAACCAAAGCUUCAGAUGAACCCACUCGUACAAAGUGUGAGAAAAGGGCUGCAUCCGAAGAAGCAGAUGCCCAUUUAUCGAGCAAAAAGAUACGGACAUCGGAGGAUCAGAUGGAGACUCCUGAAGAAAGCCCAGCAACACAAGAGGCAGUGAGAACCCACGAAUCAUUGGAUCCAGCUGGGGCUGUGAAUGCCUGGCAGGAGUGGGUGCAGACGAAAAAUGCAGAGCUCGAGAAAAGUUCCCUCUCAGGCAAGCGGCAGCUGAAGCUGUUCAAGACAAACUUGAUGAGCAUGACUCCUGAAGAGCUUAAUUACGCCCUCUGCCUUUUCAUCAAGGAAGUGAGGCAGUGUGAUGGCACGGCUCCCUCUCCAUGUCGCAUCUACCUCCUGUGCCUUGGAAUUCAACAGUACCUACAUGAGCAAGGGCGCCAGGAUAACAUCUUUGCUGAUCCUCAGUAUGAAAUGUUCAUUGGCUGCUUUCACAGCAUUUUUAGCCAAGCUCAUGACACCAGCAGCGAGUCCCAGGAGCACAUUCGUGAGGAAGUUUUGUGGCAGGCCAGGCAGCUCGGAGACCACUCGCCAGCAGUGCUGCUCAACACACUUAUGUACUUCAAUGUCAAGUAUUUCCAGCUGCACACGGUUGACCAGCACCUUCAGCUGACCCUGGCAGAUGUCACUGAACUGGAGCAGGAGAGCGUUGAGGGAGGCCAGCCCAUCAAAAUACUCAGGUCCACAGCGGCAUCUUGCCAAGAACAAGGGAGCAAAAAGGUGUGUUGUGAUCAACCACAGAAUCUGGAGAAUCCACUCAGAUGUCCAGUAAAGCUGUAUCAACUUUAUCUCUCGAAAUGUCCAGACAAUGUCAAGUCUCAGCAGGGGGCAUACUACAUGUUGCCAGACCGAAUGUGCAACUAUGAAGCUGCUGUCUGGUAUUCCAGCAGCCCCCUGGGAAAGGAUACCAUAUCACGUAUGCUGACAAGGUUCAGUGUUGUUGAAGAAGUGAAAGACAUCUCAAGCAAACUAUUCUGUCCAGCCUGAUAAGUUUCAUCCGAGCAACAUAGCUUUGGACAUGGAUUCAUCUUUCUUUUUGUUUCAGUUUCUAUAUUCAAACUUUCCCCAUCCCUGUGUCCUUCACUGUGUUUCUCAUAGAUUGUUGUCAUGCUGUUCAUAUGGAAAUUGCAGUCAUCUCCGCAGUCAUCUCUGUGGUGUCAUAGGUGCAACAACAUAGCACACCUGAACUAUUACUAAUGAUGUGCAACACGAGACAGUAGUGUUGUACACAGUAGACAUUUAUUCAUAAAAGUUUGUUCUGUUGCAACAAUAUCAUCUGUUGCUUGCUGCAUGUCUGCUGUGGUUCAUUUUUGUGAUCUGCUGCCAACCAUAACCUCCUACUGUUGAUUAAAUUUCUCAUUGAAAAUGGCAACAAUAGUAUCUGGUUUUUGUUAACAUCUUGAUCAAGUGACAGCAGGCUUUGUAAAUAUUCUUUGUAUGUUGGCUUCAAAACUGCAAUGAAAAGCUCAAACUUAGGUGUGGCCCUUAUUCUGAUGACGUAGAAUGUUAUCGUCGAAAUAUUUCACGCUUCUAUUGCUGCUUAUAUAAAAAUAUUGUAGAUGCUGCUGCUCGCUCAGGCGUUUAGAGCACCUGGCUCCAUUAUAUCAGUGUUACUUUACUUGAACUCCUUUAUAUAAUGAUGGCUAGUCGGCGCAUUAACAUUGCAACUACAUAGAAUGUAACCAGAAAUGCUAUUUUGGUGAGAAUGUAAACUUUUACAACACAAUUUUUCAAUCUUAUUUUACAAUUAGAUUGACCUAAAGCCUCUACAUGAAAUUUCUGCUGACCAGUGUCAUUUGUGUUCUUUCUUGCGUUUGCUGUGCAGAAUGGAAAUGCUGAAAUAUUCUUCCAUACAUAGAGAAAGUGCUCUGGGCGUGGGUCGUUUUGCUUCUUGCUAAUCUGCCCUGUUGGACUGGAGCAGAAUUAUUUCUAUUUGUCAGUGCAAUCUGAUGACUUCUUGAAGAGUCAUGUGUCAACUCAGUGUGCUGUGUUGAUGAAUUUCUAUACCGAGUGUUUGCAACUGAUUUUUUGUAUGCUGGACUGCGACAUGGCUGCGCUGCGCACUAGUGCUAGGGUGUCAGCAUUGCCAUGACUGUAGUUAUGAAAUCGGAAAAUGCCCGGGCACGACAACCCUCUAUCAGGCCUCGGCAGUCAAUGUUGUCGAUGCCACACCACAUUCAGUUUACAAGUGUCAGUUAGCUGACACAUGAAGAAAAAUGCACAACAGAAGAUAUUGAAACCAAAUUCUGGAAUUGAAAGUACUCAGUCCAUGAUUAAGAUGAAGAAUAGAAGAAGGCUAUUCUCCA